CACUAUCCUCUCAUCACAUCUGUCCCUCAUCUCACCGGAUUAAUCUUGCGUCGACAUGAAGUUCUCAUUCACCACAUUGGCGGUUGCCGCCUUGGCGACCAGCGUUGCCGCUGACGGCUGGUUUGGCACUCCUCACCGUGUAGCAUACAACAAAUGGCAUGAGACCGAGCUCGAGCGCUGGCUCGACGAUUACAGCAUUCCCCACCCCAAGGCUGCUGACCGCAAGGACCUCGAGGAUUUGGUCAAGAAGAACUGGGAGAACAACGUCAUCAAACCAUACAACUCCUGGGACGUCAAGCAGCUCACCAACUACCUCACCUCAAAGGGGUACGAGGCAAAGAAGGGCACCGAGAAGAACGCCAAGAGCUUGAUCAGCCAGGUGCAAGGUUACUGGACAUCCACUGAAGCUCAAGCCGAUGAGGCCUACAGCAACGUUCAAAGCUGGGUCUUCAACACUUGGACCGAGUCGCAGCUCAAGUCAUUCCUUGACUACCAUGGAAUCCCCAACCCUUCGCCUCGCACUCGCGAUUCGCUCCUCCACACUGUCCGCUCCAACUACCAGUCGAUCGCCACCAAGGCCGGAGAGACCGCUGCCUACCCCGGCGACUGGCUCUACACCUCCUGGUCAGAGUCUGACUUGAAGUCCUGGCUCGACCAGCGCGGUGUCCCAGUCCCCCAGCCUAGCUCUCGCGACAAGCUCAUCGCGACUAUCCGCCGUAACGCCUACCUCGCGUCUCAGCGCGCUUCAGAGAACUACGCAUCUGCCACUUCUGCGGCCGCCGGCGCUCAGCAAUCCCUGAGCGACGCUCUUCUCGAGAGCUGGAGUGAUAGCCAGAUCAAGGAGUGGGCCGACAAGAACGGCAUCAAGGUGCCCCAGGGAAGCAAGCGCAACGAGCUCAUCGCUCUCGCCCGCAAGCACUCUGCUUCCCUCACCGGUAACAACGUUGCCUCGUCUGCCUCGUCCGCCUACGGUGCCGCGACUUCCAGCGUCGGUAACUACUACCCUCAAGGCACCAACGCCGUUUACAACCAGGCUCGUUACUACUACGACUACGCUUUGAACCAGAUCGGUUUCGCAUCUGCUGAGGCCAAGGCCAGUUUGAGCUCUGCCAGCGUCGAAGCCGCCAAGACUGCUUCUUCCGCCUCCCGAUCGGGAUCCAGCGCCUCGUCUGUCGCCUCCAAGUCUAGCUCCAGCGCUUCGGUCGCGGCCUCCAAGUCCGCUUCAAGCGCCGCGUCUGUUGCCUCCAAGUCUGGCUCUACCGCCGCAUCUGUCGCCUCCAAGUCUGGCUCCAGCGCCGCCUCUGUUGCCUCCAAGUCUGCCGCUAGUGCUGCUUCCGUUGCCUCCAACUCCGUCAGCAGCGCUGGCAAGCAGGCCUCGAAGAGUGCCAAGAGCGCCGGCAAGGUUGCAUCCAGUGUCUACCAGAAGGCCACCGACCGUGUCAAGGAGGAGCUCUAAACGAGUUCUCCGUGUGAACGCGGCUAUGGCUAAGGCUAAGUCGACUGCAAAGUCGACAAAAA
Dissoconium aciculare CBS 342.82 is the source of this 1518-nucleotide messenger RNA. RefSeq lists its product as uncharacterized. The coding region runs from base 56 to 1456 and encodes 466 amino acids. The record is from RefSeq and is a predicted model, not a curated record. NCBI's taxonomy places the organism in Eukaryota, Fungi, Ascomycota, Dothideomycetes, Mycosphaerellales, Dissoconiaceae. The transcript is spliced from 3 exons.